Molecule: messenger RNA, 2049 nt
Organism: Gryllus bimaculatus (two-spotted cricket)
Lineage: Eukaryota; Metazoa; Arthropoda; Insecta; Orthoptera; Gryllidae
Source: the annotation of a GenBank genome assembly
CGGCCGUGGGCUUGGCCACACUGAGAAGUUUCAUUAGCAGGCCCGGUUGAGUCCUGUCGGCAGCUGUCCCGCCGAUGACGUGUCCAGAUAACUUCAAGAAAUGCAUUGAAUGUCGCGAAACGACCCCUCCAACUCUAGAGAUAGGAAACGUGAAUCACCUCGAAUUUAUUGACACGCGCUAGAACCUUGGGGCAAGUCGCGCAUUGUUUCUGGAGAUGGACCCUUUCACGCAGGUAUUUCGUUACGUAUUAGUUGUGUACUCGCAGGUGAGACUAGUCAGAACUAGGAAUUUGCAACUGCCGUUGCGAAUAUCUUGUCGCAGAUUAGGUUGCACGUGGGAAAGAGCAGAAGGCUUCUGAGCGUUUGAGGAAUAGAAGUUACAACAGAAGUCUGCAGAAAUUUCAUAAUAAAAAUAAGACAGAACAUAAUAGUUAUACUGUAAAUAAGGUAACAUGUACUAAACCAGAAUUUAUGACUGAAAGGGAAGCAGCAAGAGAGAUUCACUUCACAAAAAUAGAUAUAGAAACGGUGAGAGUCAUGAAUUCAUUUCUUCACAAAGCACUUGGUAGUGCACUUCUAAAUAGUUGUGAUGAUGAUGAUGAAAAUGAAAUAAAUGAUAAUUUUAUUGAAAAGAAACCUGUAUUUGAUGAAAGUAGAUCAGCAAAUGGCACUGAAUAUCCAUUCCAUACUCUCUGUGGAUACCGUGCAAUAACUCAGGAAAGACGAAAAGGAAGACCACCUGUUCCAUCGAUUACUUUUUAUGUACAGGAAUUAAAACAAUCUGAGAGGGAAAGAAUAUUGAAGUAUGUUGAAACUUUGCAAGAUGAAGUAUCUUCACAAAAGAAUAUCCUCCAGCAAGUAACAAAAGCACUGUCUUAUUGUUGCUCAUCAGAACUCUCCAGAUUAUCUCCUCAAAGGGUAGAUCAACCACUAUACCCUCAAGGACAUAAUGAAGAGUCAUUUGUGUGGGUUUUGUGCUUACUAUCUUACGAGGAUAAAGUCAUGGCAACUGAAGCAAAGUUACUGAAGAAGGACCAAACUGUGAAAUUUCAGAAUACAUUUACUUUUAAUAAUCUACUUAAUAACUUCAAAAUUAAUAUCCAGCUGUUUACUUUACAUCUCAAAAAAGUAAACAGUAUGCCAAAACAGUAUUUAAAGAAACUACUGCCUAACAUGUCUUCACGAUCUCGAAGGUUAAAUUCUUCUCAUUUAUUAAUGGACUCUCCAAUCUUUACUAGGCAGGCUAUUUUUAAAACACCUGACUUUGUUCUGAAAAAUUCAUUCGUUAUAGAACUGGACAAUUUGAACUCUUCAUAUAUUUCACAGGAAUUUCCAUACGGACAAAUGCAAAUGACACUGAACUGGGAUGUUGAAUCAAAAGUUGAGAUAUCGGGGUUCUUGACAGUUAGAGAAGACUUUGGAGAAUAUCACACUUGGGAACGAAGAUGGUGUUUCUUGGAAGCUUGCAUCCUCAAAUGCUGGAAUUAUCCUUCUGACAGAGAAAAUAUGCCUCCAUUGAAAGUGUGGGACUUAAGACACUGUGUAUCUGCAAAAGUAGAAGCCCUGGACAAAUCUAUUUGCACAAGACCCAAAUCAUUCCUUUUGGAAAUGAUUUUGAAGAGAGGUGAAAACAAUCAAAUGAGUGAAAUGCUACAUUCAGAGAAGCAAACAGUGAAGUACCUGUUCUCUACAGAUACAAGCAAGGACCUACAGCAGUGGUGUAUGGUCCCAAGCCUGCAGCAAAUCACAAUUUUUUGCCUCAGUAAAAAGUGACAUAAUUUUCAAAGAAUGUGUUAUUUAAAUUUCAGUAAUUGAUAAUGAAAGGCCUCUCUCUUCAUGAACUCAGUUGCUCAUUCUCUGGGGGAAUAAAUUGCACUUAUUGAAUAAAAGUGUAUAUAAUUAUAGUUUUAAUGUUUGUAAAUAAUAAUGUAUUAUUGUUCUUUUAAACAAAUAUGAAAAUUAUGAAAGUGUAUUGUAAUAAAAUGAAAUAAAAUAAAAUGAACGAACAGAAAAGAAAAAAAAAAAAAAUUGUAAAAAUUCUGAAUUGAA